CUGAAGGAAGCUAGCUUGUCAUGGCAGGCACGCCAUAUGUAUGACGAAUUUCCUGAACCAAUUAUGUGAUUGUGCAUAUAAUAUCCCCCCUUGUCUGCAUUACCAAACAUUUUCUAAUAAAUAUUCUAAAUAAUACCCAUAUAUUUAUUUUCUAAAAGUAAACCAUAUAUAUAUAUACUCAUAUAAUUUCCUGUACUCUGUAAUACUUUUCUACUAAUAACAGCUUUCUUUAUAUAUAACAAUACCCCUCAUUUUUCAUGCCCUCUCUGAAGACAAAAAUAUUUAUGUACUAUUCCUUCUUAUUUCUUAAACUUAUAUAUAAAGACUAAUUGGUUCAUUACUAGAGAUAUAUCAAAGAAAACAGAGAGAGAGGGAGACAUGGAAUGGUUGCAGAGGUGGAUGGUGGUGGUGCAUUGUUUAGUUGUGUUAUUAAUAUUGACAGAGAAUUGGGUAAUUGCCACCGGAAAUGUCACAUACGAUGGGAGGUCUCUCAUUAUCGACGGCCAGAGAAGAAUCUUAUUCUCUGGUUCAAUCCAUUAUCCUCGCAGCACUCCUCAGAUGUGGAGUCCAUUGAUUGCCAAAGCCAAGGAAGGAGGAGUUAAUGUGAUUCAAACCUAUGUGUUUUGGAAUCUUCACGAGCCCAAACCGGGUCAGUACGAUUUCAGUGGGAGAUAUGAUUUAGUGAAAUUCAUAAAGGAAAUCCAAGCACAAGGUCUCUAUGCUUGCCUUAGGAUUGGACCAUUCAUUGAGAGUGAGUGGAAUUAUGGAGGGUUUCCAUUUUGGUUGCAUGAUGUGCCUGGCAUAAUUUUUCGCUCAGAUAAUGAACCGUUCAAGUUUUACAUGCAAAAUUUUACCACCAAGAUAGUGAACUUGAUGAAGUCGGAAGGUUUAUAUGCUUCACAAGGAGGCCCAAUUAUACUGUCACAGAUUGAAAAUGAAUACCAAAACGUGGAAGCUGCAUUUGGUGAAAAAGGGCGUUCAUAUGUUCGUUGGGCUGCAAAAAUGGCAGUAGAGCUUCAAACUGGAGUCCCAUGGGUGAUGUGCAAGCAGACUGAUGCUCCUGACCCUGUGAUAAAUACAUGCAAUGGAAUGAGAUGUGGAGAAACUUUUGGAGGCCCAAAUUCACCCAAUAAGCCAUCUCUCUGGACAGAGGAUUGGACAUCUUUUUAUCAAGUGUAUGGUGAAGAACCAUAUUUAAGGUCUGCAGAAGACCUUGCAUUUCAUGCAGCGCUUUUUAUCGCAAGAAAUGGAAGCUACAUAAACUAUUACAUGUACCAUGGUGGAACUAAUUUUGGGAGAACAAGCUCUGCAUAUGUCAUAACAGGUUACUAUGAUCAAGGUCCUCUGGAUGAAUAUGGUCUCUUAAGGCAACCCAAAUGGGGUCAUCUGAAGCAGUUGCAUGCUGCAAUCAAGAAUUGCUCAAAAACUUUACUUGAGGGAGUGCCAUCUAAUUUUUCUUUAGGCCAACUUCAACAGGCCUACACCUUCACUGAAGCAGGAGGAGGAUGUGUUGCAUUUCUUAUUAAUAAUGAUCAAAGAAAAAAUGCAACUGUGCAAUUCCAAAAUCAGUCAUUUGUGUUGCUUCCCAAGUCAAUCAGUAUUCUACCAGACUGUCAAAAUGUAAUUUUCAACACAGCAAAGGUCAAGACAAAGCCCAACAAGAGAAUUAUCAAAGCAAAGUUGAAGUUUGAUUCAGAAGAUAUAUGGGAAGAAUUCAAAGAGGCAACCCCAAAUUUUGAUGAUACUUCACUAAAAUCAAACAGACUGCUUGAGCAAAUGAAUACCACCAAAGAUGAAUCUGAUUAUCUUUGGUAUACUCUUAGGUUUCAGCACAACAUUUCCUGUACUGAACCAGUACUUGCUGUUAAGUCUCUCGCCCAUGUUGCACACGCUUUUAUAAACAGUAAAUUUGUAGGAAAUGCUCAUGGAAAUCAUAGUGUUAAAGGAUUCAGCAUGGAAAAUCCUAUAACUUUAGAUGAAGGAAUGAAUAACAUUUCUCUGCUCAGCGUGAUGGUUGGUCUACCGGAUUCAGGAGCUUUUCUUGAAAGUAGAUACGCUGGCUUUAACAGUGUGGAAAUUCACUGCACUGAAAAGGAGAACUUGUACAAUUUUACAAAGUAUGCGUGGGGAUAUCAGGUUGGACUACUUGGAGAGAAAUUACAAAUAUACAAGGAAGAAAAUUUGGCAACAGUGGAAUGGAGCAAGUUCAAACUUGGAGACUCUUCAAAUCAAACAUUUAUUUGGUAUAAGUCGGUUUUUGAUGAACCCGGUGGAGAUGAUCCAGUGGCCUUAAACCUUAGCUCAAUGGGGAAAGGUGAAACUUGGAUUAAUGGACAAAGCAUUGGUCGAUAUUGGGUUUCAUUCCAUACUCCCAAAGGAAAGCCAUCGCAGACUUUGUACCAUGUGCCACGAUCGUUCCUUAAAAAAUCGGAAAACCUUCUAGUAUUGGUGGAAGAAAUUGGUGGAAAUCCUCUUCAAAUAACAUUGGACACCAUUCGUGUCACCUCUUUACAACAUGAAGAUGAUUUUUCCUUUCAUCAACUUCCUGUCCCUCAGCAAUCUACUUGAUGAAAUGAUGAUAUUAUCAUGGAUGGAACCCCAUUGAUACAAAUCCAUACAAAAUAUUAAUACUUGUAUCCCUACAGUAAAUUUGCUUUUCCUUGAUAAUUUAUUUAUAUUCAAAAUUAAUAAAGAAUUUAGAAAUUCAUUCAAAUUUUAACUGAAA
This is a messenger RNA of Ziziphus jujuba (common jujube), 2725 nucleotides long. Its product is annotated as beta-galactosidase 6. The record is from RefSeq and is a predicted model, not a curated record. Lineage: Eukaryota; Viridiplantae; Streptophyta; Magnoliopsida; Rosales; Rhamnaceae. The transcript has 18 exons. Gene Ontology annotation, biological process: carbohydrate metabolic process. Bases 379 to 2568 code for a protein of 729 amino acids. Gene Ontology annotation, cellular component: vacuole; cell wall. Gene Ontology annotation, molecular function: beta-galactosidase activity.